Messenger RNA from Rubroshorea leprosula, 953 nucleotides. Lineage: Eukaryota; Viridiplantae; Streptophyta; Magnoliopsida; Malvales; Dipterocarpaceae. The record is from the annotation of a GenBank genome assembly.
GACUUCAUCUCCCCCAAACCAAAAACAGAGCAGUUUCUUGUGUCAUAUACUCCAUGGCUGAUAAACAAUCCCACUUGAACGGAGCCUACUAUGGCCCCGCCGUCCCACCUGCCAGGUCCUACCACCGUCAUGGCCGCGGCUCUGGCUGUGGUUGCGGCUGCUGCCUCCUCAGCCUCCUCCUCAAGCUCAUAGUCACAGCCGUAGUCAUUGUGGGCCUGGCCGUCCUCAUCUUCUGGCUCGUAGUCCGACCCAACAAAGUUAAGUUCAGCGUGACGGACGCCUCCCUCACCCAAUUCAACCUCUCCGACAACUACCUCAACUACAACCUCGCCCUCAACAUCACCGUGCGCAACCCCAACAAAAAAAUCGGCAUCUACUACGACCGCAUCGAGGCAAACGCCUACUACGAGGAUGAACGCUUCGAUACCGAAACGCUCACUCCAUUUUAUCAGGGGCACAAGAACACCAGUUACUUGAAUCCCGUCUUUAAGGGGCAGAAUUUGUUGGUGCUCGGCACCGAGCAACUCUCCGAGUACAAUCAGGAGAAGAGUUCAGGGACUUACAGCAUCGAUGUAAAAUUGAACUUGAGGAUUAGGUUCAAAGUGUGGAAGUUCAAGAUAGGCAAGUUCAAGCCCAAGAUUGAGUGCGACUUGAAGGUGCCAUUGAGCUCUUCUGAUGGCAGCUUGGCCGGUAGUGUGGAGACCACCAAGUGCAAACUCGAUCUGUGAUCGUGACGGCAGACGUUAGACCGAGGCUUGACAGUUUUUUAUAUAGUUUUCUCUGGGUUCAUUCUUUUGUUUGUUGGCAGUAGAUAUAUACGGACGAGAUAUAUCCAUGUUCCAUUCCCAUUUGCGUUGACUAUUAUAUUUAUGUUUUUAUAUUGAUGUGAUUUUUCCAGAUAUGUUUCACCGGAUUACGUUGUUUAUGUAAAAAAAUAAAGUUUAGUCUUUCCU